This is a messenger RNA of Tupaia belangeri chinensis (Chinese tree shrew), 519 nucleotides long. RefSeq names its product TBC1 domain family member 8B-like. Gene Ontology annotation, molecular function: calcium ion binding. The transcript is spliced from 5 exons. Lineage: Eukaryota; Metazoa; Chordata; Mammalia; Scandentia; Tupaiidae. The record is from RefSeq and is a predicted model, not a curated record. The coding region runs from base 1 to 519 and encodes 172 amino acids.
AUGACUGUAAAAGUACAUAUCAGAGUAGUAUUAAACUAUAUCUAUGCACAACUUUUAGAAGAUAUUAAUUCUGAAUUCCUUUUAAUCUCUUCAAAGUUGCGUGUUGUAUCACAAGAUGUAAAAUUGAGCCUUUGUGAGUUGGAUGAACUUUAUGUCAUCUUUAAGAAAGAACUGUUUUUAUCUUGUUAUUGGUGUUUGAGUUGUCCUGUAUUGAAGCACCAUGACCCAAGUCUGCCAUAUUUGGAACAGUAUCAGAUUGACUGCCAGCAGUUCAGAGUGUUGUAUCACUUGUUGAGUCCCUGGGCUCAUUCUGCAAACAGAGACUCACUAGCUUUAUGGACAUUCAGAUUGUUGGAUGAAAACUCUGACUGCCUUAUAAACUUCAAAGAGUUCUCCUCUGCAAUUGACAUAAUGUACAAUGGAAGUUUUACUGAGAAGCUUAAGCUACUUUUUAAGCUGCAUAUUCCUGCAGGCAAGAAAUACUCUUUACCAGACCAACAAGCUAAAAACUAUCUUUAA